This is a messenger RNA of Oncorhynchus nerka (sockeye salmon), 1188 nucleotides long. It is a transcript of the gene hmgxb3, whose product is annotated as HMG box domain containing 3. NCBI's taxonomy places the organism in Eukaryota, Metazoa, Chordata, Actinopteri, Salmoniformes, Salmonidae. The record is from RefSeq and is a predicted model, not a curated record.
AUGGAAACCAUGGAGGUGUAUGAGGAGAAAAAGAGGGCGUCAGAGGAGGUGCAGAGCUGCUACAGGUUAUAGGUUAAAUCUCCAAAGAAGAGGAAGAAGAACAAGGCUCAGCAGGGGGAGAUCAUGUAGAAACCCCAAAAGCCCAGAUCAGCCUACCUGCUGUACUACUUUGACGUGCACCAGACCAUACAGCAGGAGUUCCCCAGCCUGCACCAGUCUGAGAUCAUCAAGAGGAUCAGUGGGUGUUGGAAGAGGCUCAAUGUGGCAAACAAGGGCUACUACCUGGAGAAGGCCAAGCUGGAGAAGGAAGGGACGCACACUACAUCGCUGGGCCCUUCCAAGGAGCUCCCAGGCUGUAGGAUCCUCCCCAGGGCCAACUACAUCCUCCUGCCUAAGGGGGCACGGACAGGUUCCCAACUGGAGGUGAAGAAGACUCCAGUGGAAGGUGCAGCCCCUUCAAGACGUCUCCCCAGAAACAACCAACCAGCCCUGGGGACACCCCUGAGACUGGUGUGCCUCCCUCUGAUGACCAGACAGCCCCUACCAGUAAUGUGCCUGGAGGGUGGAAUGCAGGGAGAGGACCACUGGAGUCCGGAAGACCGAUGCACCGUGCAGUUACAGCAGGGUCAUCACCAGAGAGGGGACCUAAGAAUGUCUACGGCGCAGGGCAGGGGUCGCUGUGAGAACCCGUCAUGUGGCUACAUAUAUAAGAACAGCCUACAGAGAGCCCCUGCUGUGGAUGGGAACUGUGCAGGAAGAAAGGCAACGGAAACAUGGUACAGCUCAGACUGGGCGAGCAUCCUAACCAGGCAGUCAGGACAAAUCCUGGACCACAUCCACAACCACCCUGUCAUAUCUCUGAGUCCCGGGGAGUUGGCCAAUGUCCAGGAGCUGCUGGUCAGUGGCUACUGGGCCUUUGAGUGUCUGACGGCGAGGGACUACAAUGACAUGACCUGUGGUGUGUGUGGCAUCGCCCCCAAGAUGAAGAUGUACCAGCGUUUACGUGGCCAGACUUCGGGGCUCCACCCACUGAGGAGGGGCUCCACCGUCAUCAACACAGAGAAGGACAAGGCCCUACUACUCACACAACACAGCUCUCUGGCUGGCCAGCUCAGACCAUACCGGUUGGACGAGCACAGUGCAGAGGAGCUCAAAGUCAUACGGGACUGCUGUCAAUCCAUCCAGUAG